Messenger RNA from Letharia columbiana, 1329 nucleotides. RefSeq lists its product as uncharacterized. Gene Ontology annotation, molecular function: catalytic activity. The transcript has a single exon. The record is from RefSeq and is a predicted model, not a curated record. Bases 1 to 1329 code for a protein of 442 amino acids. Lineage: Eukaryota; Fungi; Ascomycota; Lecanoromycetes; Lecanorales; Parmeliaceae.
AUGCUGACAUUGGAAUGCCUGAAUGGCUUGACUACAAGACAAGGCAUCGAGGAGAACAAGACUCAUUUCUGGGGCAAUGACCCCUCCAUUCUGCUCAGACCGGUCGAAACCUCUGUCGCAGACUUCACCGUUGGCAGUGGCGUCGACAUAUACACGUCAACAGUCCUCCCAGCCCUCGAGUCCGCCCAGUACGAGAUCCUCUUCGUCACAUGCUUCUGGGCCCAUUCGGCAUCUUUGAAAAAACUCUGCUCUACACUUGUUAAGCUCUCUGACAGGGCUCACUCCCAAUCCACGAGCACACCCAAGCUACGAGUAAGCCUCUGCUUCUCCUCCCGCUCGUUGACUCAAAAGCUCUUUUAUGCCUCCUCCGCAACCGGCUACGUAUACCCGCCAUCAAAAUGGCGCUCGCUCGGCCUGCCGCCGCCAGAAGAUCUGGAAGGGUUGAAUCUACAAGUCAAAAGUCACUUCGUUUUACCCUUCAGCGUCAUGCAUCCUAAAUUCGUCGUAAUUGACCGGCAACGAGUCCUCCUACCCAGCUGCAACCUUAGCUGGGAGAGCUGGCUUGAGUGCUGUCUACCACUGACUGGUCCCAUCGUCAAUUCGUUCGUCCAGUUCUGGCAGCAUACUUGGGGCCGCAAUGACUGGGCUGACAUCCCACCCACUUCUCUUCCCUACCGAGCAUCCUCAGUCGUGACAAACCAUACGGCUCUCUUCCUCCCAUCUCCGCACCACCGUAACCCACAUUUUCGGCUUCUGCCAUUCACGUCUUUCGCGCCACCUCCACCUACGCCUCUGAACGCGCUUAUCCUAUAUCUUUUUUCCCGGGCUCGGGACAGCAUUGUUUUAUUGACCCCGAACCUUACCUCUCCACCCGUGAUAUCCGCUCUCCUAGAAGCCAUAACUCGAGGCGUCAACGUCACCGUAAUCACGAACCGCCGCAUGAUGAUACUGGAACAGCUUAUCACCUCCGGUACCAUCACAGAGCUAUGUGUGUGGAAGCUUCGUCGGCGCUAUGACAGAAUGAGCCGCCGAAAAAUGUCGCCAUACCACUUCGAGGACGCGGAAAAUGGAGUAGAUGCUCGAACCAUUGGUUUGUUACGAAUAGGCUACUACUGUCCUACAAUUGAGUACAAGAGGACGCAUAUCAAGUGCAGCAUCAUCGACGAUCGGGUUGUCGUUUUGGGUAGUGGUAAUAUGGACCGUGCGAGCUGGUACACGUCUCAAGAGCUAGGUGUCGCCAUUGAGAGCGAAGAAGUGGUAAAGGGGGUUUGGAAGGCCAUUGAGGGGAGCUUUGAAGAAGAGAUCUGGCGAGGCGUUGACUGGCUGUAA